Frieseomelitta varia is the source of this 1159-nucleotide messenger RNA. RefSeq names its product PSME3-interacting protein. The coding region runs from base 8 to 805 and encodes 265 amino acids. Gene Ontology annotation, cellular component: nucleus. The record is from RefSeq and is a predicted model, not a curated record. The transcript has 6 exons. NCBI's taxonomy places the organism in Eukaryota, Metazoa, Arthropoda, Insecta, Hymenoptera, Apidae.
GUUCACUAUGAGUUCAGGAUUUAUAUCAGAAGCUGAAAUUGCAGAACAGCGAAGAAUACGACAAGAAGAAUGGGAACGUGUACGAACAGCAGAUCAACCAUUAGAAGCUCCAGAAGAACCAUAUGAUCCACGAUCUUUGUAUGAACGAUUACAGGAACAAAAGAAUAAAAGAGAUGCAGAAUAUGAAGAAGCACAUAAGUUGAAAAAUAUGAUAAAAGGUUUAGACGAUGAUGAAGUGGAAUUUUUGGAUUUGGUGGAUAGAACAAAAUUAGAGGAAGAGCGUAAAAAAAAUCUUGAAGAAGAGAAAGAAAUGCGAGAUUUUAAAGCUGCUGUGGCUUCAUUACAAGAAAAAACCUUGAAUGAAAAAUUAAAACAAGAAUUAAAAAAUCCUCAAAUUGUAAAUAAAAAUAUUUCUUCUGGAAGUCGUACUUCACAAUUAAAAUUAUUAGCUGGUGUUGUUGUUAAACGCCCUGAAAAACAAAAAGAAGAUCUUACACGGGGUGUUAAGAGAAAGUUAUCUGAUGAAAGCAAAGAUACAUCAAAAAAAGAAGAUUGUGAAAUAAAUGAACAGACAGCUGUUGAAUGUGAAUCCACAAUCAAAGAUGAUACUUUAGAACAUAAAAAUAUAACCAGUGAAACAGGAGGUAUGAAAUGCAUUGGAAUUUUGCCUGGUCUUGGCUCCUACGAAGAUUCUAGCGAUAGUGAAUGUAGUUCAGAUACAGAUCAAGAUCCGGAACCAAAUCAUUCUAAAUACGAUUUAUUAGGUCGAAAAAUAAAACUUUUAAAAGAUAAAGAAAAAAGCUGAAUGCGAAGUAUUUGUAAAAGCCUUCUAUACAUAGCGCCAGAAACAGACUGAGAGUGGUACAUGAUCACAGACGAAGUAUAUGAACUUCUGUGUCCUUACUAUAUAACAUGUCACAUAGGUUUUUGUACCUGUUUCUGGCUGAUUAUCUGUUCUGUUACUACUUGUUAUGGUUUUCGAGAAAAUUCAUUUAAUGCUGAAAUUUGUUUGAUGUUAUCGAAGAUAAAGUGAAAUUUAUUGUUAUAUACAUAUAUAUAUAAUUGUUAUGAAAAUAAAUUCGAUAAAAGAAAAAGAUUUUUACAUCUUUUGUAUCUACUUUAAUAUUGAAAAUGCCAGCUGAUCAAAUACAAUAUUCUG